Molecule: messenger RNA, 2007 nt
Organism: Purpureocillium takamizusanense
Lineage: Eukaryota; Fungi; Ascomycota; Sordariomycetes; Hypocreales; Ophiocordycipitaceae
Exons: 2
Coding region: 1-2007 (668 amino acids)
Biological process (GO): nucleoside transmembrane transport
Cellular component (GO): membrane
Molecular function (GO): symporter activity; nucleoside transmembrane transporter activity
Source: RefSeq, a predicted model, not a curated record
AUGGCGAGCAACGAGUCCAAGGCCGCCGCCACUGGCGCGCCUGAUCACCACCACACCCCCGGAAUGGAUCACAACACAGACCCUGCGCUCGAUCCCGUGCACCAGCAUCAGCAUGCACACCGCCAUCACUCUCCUCGCGUCGACGCCGCCGGCCACGACGACGUCGUUUACACGAGGGGCACGAAUGUGGACCCCACGCUCGUCCCAACCCAGGACCAUCGGCACGACCACGGCCACACGCACGGCGUCGAGAAGGAUGCCAUCGGGACGCCGCCCGACUACAGCGACGACCACGAGAAAGGGGACACCGGUGUCGUCCGCACCGCUGGCCAGCUCUCGACCGAGUCAACAUCCCGCUAUGCGAAGCUCGGGCCCGUCUACCGUCAUCGUCGGAUCCUCACGCACCUGUUCCUCUUCCUGCUCUUCACCGGCUGGUGGAUCGCGUCUUUGAUCCUCCACCGCGACGACAAGAACUGGGUGGUGCCAUUUCUCCUGUGGCUGGCUAUUACGCUCCGUCUCAUCUUCUUCCAUGUGCCGAUCAGGUACAUCUCUGGGCCCAUCCGGUGGGUGUGGCAUCACACAGCGCUCGUCAUUUACGAUGCCAUCCCCGAGAAAUUCCGUACGCUCUGCGGCGCGGCCGUCGCCAUUGGCGCCAUCCUCAUCGGCUCCUUUGCCUCCGAGGAGAAUGCCGACAACACUCGGGCAAACCGUGCCGUGAGUCUGGUAGGCCUGGCCAUCAUCCUCUUCUUUUUCUGGCUCACGAGCGCGGCGCGCAGGCGCAUCAACUGGCGCACUGUUAUCGGCGGCAUGCUCGCGCAGUACAUCAUCGGCCUCUUCGUGCUGCGCACCCAGGUCGGCUACGACAUCUUCAAAUUCAUCGCGGACCGCGCCGGCGACUUGCUCGGUUUCGCCAAGGACGGCGUCACUUUCCUCACGAGCCCGGACGUGGCUGCCCUCCCAAUGUUCUUCUUUGGCGUCAUUCCCGCCAUCAUCUUCUUCAUCUCCCUGGUGCAGGUUCUUUAUUACAUUGGUUUCCUCCAAUGGUUCAUCAAGAAGUUUGCCACCUUCGUCUUCUGGGCGCUCGGCGUGUCCGGUGCUGAGGCGGUCGUCGCGGCGGCUACGCCCUUCAUCGGCCAGGGCGAGUCGGCCAUGCUGGUCCGUCCGUUCGUGCCUCACAUGACCAAGGCCGAGAUCCAUCAGAUCAUGACCUGCGGCUUCGCCACCAUCUCCGGCUCCGUCCUAGUUGGCUACAUCGGCUUGGGUCUCAACGCCGAGGCCCUUGUGUCCUCCUGCAUCAUGUCCAUUCCUGCCUCGCUGGCCAUCUCCAAGCUGCGAUACCCCGAGACCGAGGAGACCCUAACGGCGGGCCGAGUCAUCAUUCCCGACGACGACGAGCACAAGGCCGAAAACGCCCUUCAUGCUUUUGCCAAUGGCGCAUGGCUCGGUAUUAAGAUUGGUGGCACAAUCAUCGCCUCCAUUCUCUGCAUCCUGGCCGCGGUCGGCCUCAUCAACGGCCUCCUGACGUGGUGGGGCCGCUACCUCAACAUCAAUGACCCGACCUUGACGUUGCAAACGAUCUUGUCCUACGUAUUUUAUCCCGUCGCGUUCCUGCUGGGCGUUCCCCAGAGGGACUUGUCCGAGCUGCCUCCAGGCUCAACGAAGGACCACGACAUCUUCCGCGUGGCCAAGCUCAUUGCCGAAAAGGUCAUCACCAACGAGUACAACGCCUUCUUCAAGCUCGCCCACGACCCGUACUACGCCAACAUGUCAAAGCGCUCGCAGCUCAUUGCCACGUAUGCCGUCUGCGGCUUCGGCAAUAUUGGGUCCCUGGGUAUUCAGAUUGGUAUUCUUGGCCAACUUGCGCCGUCGCGCGGCGGCGACGUGUCCCGGCUUGCCGUUUCCGCCCUCAUCUCCGGUGUCAUGUCGACGCUAACGUCGGCGACGGUCGCUGGUCUUGUCGUGACCACGCAGAUCAACAACUUUGCGCAGACGAAUUCGUCGGGUUAA